AUGGCUUUUAGAAGACAGAUAACUGAGGUUACAAUCCACUGUAACGGGUGUCACGUGGAGCUUGCUAAAGGAGAAAUGCUAAUGCUGGCCACAACUUCAAAGUUGCACCACCUUGCUGUGAGGCCGGAAAAAGAAGCAGACGCACUUGGAAAGCUCAACAAGGUGGAAAAUUUAGAGGGUGAAAAAAGCGCUCAAAAAUGCCCUUACAAAGCUUUUUGCCGGCGAUGUAGAACGCGCGUGGGAAAAUUUACAAUAUUAUCUUCAAAACAGUUUCUCUGCUAUAAAAUAGGCAACAUAUACCUUGUAAACAACGGUGAUGAAAUUCGAGCGAAGAAACUGUCCAAGAUAUGUCCAAGACUUAAAAAGGAGUGUUGCAUUGAAGUUGUAAAAGUGUCUCCGGCAAUAUGUCAGUCCCAUCUCCGAUUAAGCGAGCCAAUGAUUUACUGCGACACAAUGGGGCUUACACAUACGUCGCAAGAAAUCGAUUUUUUAACACGACAGUCCCCGCGAGACUAUCAACGGGAACUUUUUCUGUCCGCGGUGCGCAGAAACACCCUCGUCUGCUUACCAACGGGUUCGGGAAAGACCUUGGUGGCAGCGAUGUUACUGAGCUGUAUGAAGAAACUCAACCCAAACAAGCUAAUGGUGUUCCUCGCUGACCGAGUCCCACUGGUUUACCAGCAGAGCGAAUAUAUCAAGUCUCAGGUGCCUGAAUUAAGAGUGAAGACGAUGGUAGGUGAAAUGGAACCACCACAGAAGAAAGCCGUCCAUCACGCGGUAGCAAAUCAGGAAGUUGAUGUUUUAGUCCUGACACAUCAGUUUUUUCUAGAUUUUCUAGCUGAUGAGAACAGCUCGAUCAUUUGUUUCUCCAAUAUUUCGGUGCUAGUUUUCGAUGAAGCUCAUCAUUGCCAUGGAAAUCAUCCGUACAAACAAAUAAUGGGAUACUAUCGCGACAUAUCAAGCAAUUAUAAACCCAUUGUGCUGGGUUUGACUGCCUCACCAGCUGGAGAAGUAACAGUUGAAAGUACCAUGGAACGACUUAAAACAUUGUUAAACAACCUGAGCUGUGAAGUUUCAACGCCCACUGAAUCAAAGACCCUAGCAGUAAAUGUUAACAAUCCGAAUACAUCGUACUGCAUAGUACCCGACACGAACCCCCACCAGGAUCGCCUCAAGGCAUGCAUUGAAGAGCACGUUCUUAACUUGAAGACAGCUUACAUCGACGGCGCAAGCGUAUGGCAACGGUCAGAACUUAAUGGACUUCCUUUGUUUUCAUCUAAUUUUAGAGGAGCACUGAGACGACUGAUUGACAGUUGCCAUGGUGACAAAAGGUUCAUAAAAACGCUGAUAGCUGGAGAGCACAUCAUGCAGAUGCUCUGUAUUGUAGAUGCCUGUGAAAUUCUUAGCUACCAUCAUGCAAUGCACUGCCUCAGAGAAUGCAUAAAUAACAUCACUUAUGCUAUUUCACCAAAGGACAGUGCCCUGUUGGACAUGGUUGGAGCGAACACUACAUUUAGUGAUCUCCAAGACUUAGCAGACAGUUCGGUUGAAGAAGAGGUCGCCGUAUCGGACCGAUAUCGUAUCCUUGAAGCGCUAAUAAAUGAGUUUUUGUGCUGCGCGCAAAUGGAUGAAUCUUCCAGAGGAAUCGUCUUUGUGACGAUGCGCAAAACCGCUUAUAAGCUUUGCGAGCAGAUCAGGACGCUUUCCGGGGUGCCGGAAACGUUGAAUCCAAAAGUUUUUGUAGGGCACGGUCAGGGAAGUUACGACGGAAUGGAUUGGACAGAUGAACAAGAAGUGCUGUUAGAAUGCUUUAAAACAGGCCAGACAAAACUUCUUAUCAGCACCAGCGUUCUGGAGGAAGGCCUUGAUGUACCUGAAUGUAAUCUGGUCAUCCGCUUUGAAGGGGAAGCUACACUGCGCGCACGUGUUCAAACGAGAGGGCGUGCAUCUCGUCGCCCUGACAGUAAGUUUGUAGUGAUUUGUAAAAAGACGGAAAAACAAGAAGCUGAUGUUGUGGCUCUUAAAGAACAAAACAUGGACGAAGCAAUAAGACGUCUAAUGUUAUGUACGAGACAAACGCUACAGGCAGAAGAAUAUGGAUGUGAAAUGAAAAGUCUUCUUUCCUUCUUCCCCACAAGUAAAGAAAUUGUUGACACCGAAAAGUAUAAGCCGAGAAUAAAUAUUUCCGUGCAUCAUCUUGGAACUGUGGAGCAUCAUCAACGCGUUAUAGAAUUUUUGGAACAAAGGUUUGAAGUCAUUCAUAUGAAGACAAUCACAGCUUCUUCAACAAGCAGUGACGGAAACGGGCGGAAAAAUUUGAGCUUUGAGCUGCAGCCAAAGGAAGACAAAAUCCGUAAAGAAUUCAGAUCGAAGGACGAGUUCCUGAAUUACCUGACGGAACAGUGGUGCUCUCACCUGGCGAAUCUUGAAGAAGAACCACUUCCGAUUUGGCUCAAGGCGUCGUUCCCCAAGAAACGUCACAAAGCUGAAGACACUUUUCAUUCGCUGAAGGCAAAUUCUAUGUUUCUCGGGACGUUCCUCACUCGGUGCCAUUUUCGAUAUCAGUGGCCCUCGGAACCCACCCUGCAGAAUGUUCUGAUUUACUUUGAUCACAGCCUCAAGUUAUUGACGAUAGGAUUUAAGACUUAUAAGCUGGAAAUCCGAUAUGAAGAACUUGAAGAUUGUGUAAUCGUCAGCAGUGACGUGGCCUCUGACGUAAUCAAUUUGUUUGUUACCAUAAAGCACCCACCUCGAUUGUUUCAAUCUGUUGAUGACCUUUUCCUGGAAGUUGACGGUGACAACGAGCAGGGCCCACUAGAAAAUGACGAUGACGACUUUCUCCAAGUUGAUGUUGAUGAUACAUUGAGCGAAUUGUCGGAUGACGGGGGAGAAUCGAAAUCAGACAGUUUCUCGACUGAUGAAGAGUACCCAGAUCCAAUCAUGAAUUUUCGCGAGCGUCCCUUGCGUCACGAAUACAAUUUUGACCAGAUUGCCUGGGAGAGGGUGCCUGAUAUCUUAAACAGCGAAAAAGCUUGGGCCUAUUGCUAUACGUACUGUUUUGUAUUUUCUAGGAAGGAAUCUUCCCAGAUCAUUCACUUGUUGUCCAGAAUCCAGAAUCGGUUCAACAAAAAUGCAUUUUAUUGUCGCGUGAAGAAAAGCUUUGGCAGGUUUCCAGUUACUAAUAUUCCCCCUAAUUUGCCAUUUGAUGUGAAGUAUGCGUCACAGACUGUUCUUUCGUGGCAUCCAGUAAUGCGUGGAAAGAUGUCUUCGACUUUCAGCGAACUUUUGCUAAACAAGCCAAGCAGUGUAGUGUGCGCAGCACUUGAGCAGUUGAAGAAAACUCUGGAACAAGAUUCGUUCUGUGAUCCCGAAAAGGCCUUCAAGGCAUUUCUAGGCCAAAACGACCCUUCAGCUUCCGGGUUUCAAAAGAGGCUCAUCCCAGGCCACUGUGCUCUGAUAAAACGUGCAGUCAUCACCCCAACAAGACUACUACUGUACCCACCGGAAGUCAUGGUAAAAAAUCGCGUACUCAGACAGUACGAAACAGAGAGUUUCUUGUGUGUCAGUGUUCGUGAUGAGGACCUUUCCAAACUGUCUGCAGGACGAGGAAGCCUGGAUCCACUGCUGGACGGCAUUAACCGUAUCCUGGAUGAAGGACUGGACAUAGCUGGUGAACGGUUCCAGUUUUUGGGGUCAUCAAACAGUCAACUCCGUAACCAUAGCUGCUGGUUUGUUGGGCCAAAGUAUGAACCAGACAUCAUACGGAGUUGGAUGGGAGACUUCCGUCAUAUCAGGUAAGUCCAGGAUUUACAGUUAAGUUGUACUGAAAAUGCUGAAGAGAUAAAAGGGCAUCGGAGGCAAUUAUGAAAACUAAGCCGUAACUCUUGAAAACGAUAAAAACGGUGGCUUUAAUUGCCUAAGAAUCAGUGAGAAAUUAGUUAAUACUAAACUUAAGCAAAGAAAGACAAACACCGUUGAGCCGCCACUUUGUCUCAGGCUCUAUUCGAAAAAAACAAAGCAUAACAAAAAGCGAUGCGUCCUUGUCUCGUAUACAGAGCAAGACAGCUAAAUAACCUUUCUGGGCGUAUUUUUCUCAAUUCAAGGUGUGUAGCUUCAUACGUGGCUCGCAUGGGACAGUGUUUUUCUACCUCUAUAGACUCCGUGGGCAUUGGUAUCAGCGAAGGUGCCCUAAGCGAGAAAGAGGACGACGUUAAGACAGUUGACCAGAAAUACUGUUUUUCUGAUGGAAUUGGCAGAAUAUCAAAAGAACUUGCCGCAGAGGUAAGACUAUAAGUAGACAUUACUCCAUACACUCCUUAGAAGGUCCACCUUGCUUCUCAUCGUCUGUCGUACCAUGAGCGACAUAUCUGCUCCUUCCGCCUGGUGCGUAGUAGAAGGGGUGGCCCUUGUUUACCUGGAAACGGUCAAGCCGCUGUUUGAGGCUGUCAUUUUUUAUUUUAAAGUUUUGUUAGAAGCCACGUCUCUCCGCACGGUUUGUUCUUAGGGCUUACCUCCUUAGGUUUUCUUUUUUAAACUGCUGUUUAACCGAUAGCUGGACUAUACGUGAGUCGUCUAGAAAACCUUAAAGUUCCCAGAAAUUCUGGCCACUCGCACAUAAAUAAAAAAAGAGAACUUCAAGGAAAAGCCAUCGUGACUUUCGUCAAAUAUUUAUCUUUGUUUUUGUUUAUUGUAGGUUGUCAAGAAAAUUGCCAAGCCGUUCAAACCAUCUGCCUUUCAAAUUCGAUUUUCUGGCUUUAAAGGUGUCCUUGCAGUAGAUCCGAGACUCCCAGGCAAACAGGCCAUCUUCCGUCCAAGCAUGUGCAAAUUUGAGAGUUUCCAUUGCAGACUUGAAGUAUUGCAGACGUCUCGACCCCAGGUUGUUUAUCUCAACCACCAGGUGAUUAUGCUACUUUCCAACCAGGGUGUGCCAGAUGAUGUUUUUAUUCGACUGCAGAGCAAAAUGUUGGAGAAACUGGCAGGUAAGUUGCUUCCAAAGACAAAGAUGAAUAAUUAUAUUCAAUAAGCGUAAUCUUUAAGUGCGUUUGGCCGAUGGAGAUUAUGACAAAAUUAUAAUUAUUUUAGAAUGGUGAAAUGAAAGUAACGUUUUCCGCAAACGGCAAACGUCAGAUUAAAGUUGAAAAUUUCUCAAAAUGGGAAAUAAGCAGACAUAAACAGCUCACAACAACUUUUAUGGAUAAAACUGGCGACAACUACUUUUUUUUGUAGAAGUAAUUAACAGCAAAGAACAGGAAAAGAGAAAAAUUCGGCAGUACGUGGGACAAAUUAGCUUUUGCCCUUUGCUGUAAACGUUACUCUUUUAAAAUAGAGUGGUUAAGCAUCACGUUUUCGUCAAACGGCAAACGCGAAUUUGUACCAAGUGACCAAGUUUCCCCUUUACUGUUCAUUACUUCUACACAUAAAUGAGUAGUUUCACGCAAUUUCUUAUCCGUAAGAGUUUUUGGGGCUGUCACAGUUUAGUCCGCUCGUUUUCCACUUUGAGAAAUUCUCAACUUGAAUCUGGCGAUUGCCGUUCGCAGUGUACCUGGGCCUGGUUGCUGAAAGGAUGAUUAGCGCUAAUCCAGGAUUAAAAUUUUGUUCCACUUUCUGUAUUUACCUUCCUAUGCAUUUCUUAGAGUAACACUUUGUGUUAUCAUUUCUUUUUGUCGAGGUAAAGAGACAACAGUAUUUUGUAAGCUCUAGUUAUAUGUUCUUAGACAAGAAAACUUGCUUAAAACUUGGUUUAAUCCUGGGUUAAACUUAACCAUCUUUCGAGGAACCGGGCCCUGAAGCUUAAACUCUCUAAUCUCUCUACUGACUGAAAAGAAGUCCUUUUUAUCGUGAUUUUCUUAUCAGGAAUGCUUGUUAAUGAGAACGAUGCUAUCGAGCUGCUGGGUACUGGAGCCAAAAUGGGCGUGUCCUAUAAAAGUUUAUCAAGCACGGGAAUACCGCUGACAACGGAGCCGUUCUUUAAAUCCCUGCUUGUUGCUAUGUAUAGAAAUCACAUCCACGAGUUACUCUCCCGAUCCCGAAUCCUUCUGCCACCAGAGGAGGCACGAUUGAUGAUGGGUGUAAUGGACGAACUUGGUGUACUACAACCAGGACAGGUUUGUUGCUUUCUUUGCAACUUUUGUUUAGAUAUUUCUAGUAAGUGCGAGAAUUUAUUGCGUUUUUCCUGAUUCAGUCUAGUGUACGGUCAAACAUGCAUGUGUAAUGCAAGCUCGCAUCUAGCUGUCGCACUCUAUUAUACACUCUAUUAAACUGCCAUAACGCAUUCAGUUUAUGAAGUGCAGAAAACCAGUCUUCCCUAGGUAAGUAUUAGCAUUCUGCAAACUGGUCUUCCCUUUAAAUUCUCUAUUAAUUGGUUUGUUUCUUGACUGUCCUAUUAAACGUAAUUAGGUGUAUAGUUUUGAGAUUCAGGUUAAAAGACAGCACGUUAUUUGCUACACCGCAACAUCCUUGAUUGGUCUAUCAUCUUUUGAUCCAAACAAAAACAAGUCAACACAGACUCAGCUAUUAACUUAACUCGUCGUCUUCUUUAAUAAUGAGCUUCAUGUACCAACAGAACUCACACGUUAUUCGACGUAUAUUUAUUACAUUAGGUCUAUGUGCAGUAUUCUGAAGUUUCCACUCGUGUAGAUUGCGAGGACCAGUUCAACACGAGCAAGAAACGUGUUGUUAGGGGACCUUUAGUAGUGACCAGAAAUCCAUGCUUACACCCAGGAGACGUUCGCCAACUUGAAGCUGUUGACAACCCCAAACUUAAGCAUCUAGUGGACUGUGUGGUUUUCCCUCGACGUGGAUCGAGACCUCACUGUAAUGAAAUGGCAGGUAGGGUUUUUGACUCAAAAGUGGUUGCAAGGGUUUGGGAAUGGGGUAGCUUUCUUAAAGCAACGGAAGUUCUUCCUUCUUUCGUACUCUUCCCUUGAAUAUUUCUUUACACUGUGACAGUGUGUUUGAAGCCUCCCCUCAAAAAUGUUUGUUGUUAGUAAUUACGGACCCUUUACUGCCCCACCCAUCUAUUGUCAGUUUGUUGUUGGUUCUCCCCCUUGCUCCGAGAGGUUUUUCUCCGGGUAUUCCGGUUUUCCCCUCUCCUUUAAAAACCAACAUUUCCAAAUUCCAAUUCGACCAGGAAUCAGGUAACGAAGAACCACUAUGUGGAUGUGCUACCUGCAAAUCGUUAUUUAUUUAUUUAUUUAUUUAUUUAUUUAUUUAUUUAUUUAUUUGUGCCCCGGUUCAUUCUUGCCCUAUUUUGCGUGUUGAGUAAAUAAGUGCGACUACUAAAUGAAUACUUACAGCAUAAACCUGAAAAAAGUCAUUUUCGUGCAUGUGUAAGAGCCAGUCCGAACCUACUCAAGACAUUCUUGACCUAUAAGAAGCCAAGGCGUGCUAUCAUAGAUUUAAUCUGUACACGUCGCGUACGCAAUCUUCGAGUACCAGCUUUGAUCGAACUUGGACUGAGUGCGGUUUACAAUGUAGUUUUAUCGUUGUAUUUCUGUCUUUUAUCGGCAAUAAUUAUCAUUCCAAUACAGACAGAUGAUUGGGAGCAAAUGUCGCUUGAUUGAGGGUACUAUUUGUUUUUUGAAGUACAAUGCAAUCAAAGAAAAUAGAGGAUAAAUGUCUUGAUCGCAAGGUAAUAGUUAAAAAGAGUGCUCAUUCCAAUUUUAGGUGGUGAUUUGGAUGGGGAUCUCUACUUCGUGUGUUGGAACAAAGACUUGUUACCAAGGAAACCAAAUUUCCCGCCGAUGGAUUACCAAGCCCCGGAAAAGCAGGAACAAACGCAACCAAUCACAGCCACCGACAUGACUAAGUUUGUGGUCGACUACAUUCGGUGUGAUCAGUUAGGAGUGAUUGACAACGCCCAUAAAGCGUUAGCAGACCGGGAAAAUGAUGGUGUUGAAUCUGAAGUUUGUCUACAUUUAGCAGAGAUACAUUCUUUAGCAGUGGAUGCGCCUAAAACAGGCAAGUGGCCCAAAAUGCAGGGCAUAGGGAAGAUUAAGGCAUUCCCUGAUUUUAUGAUGAAGCGUGAUAAACCUAGUUACCAAUCAGACAAGGUUUUAGGAAAGCUCUACCGUCGCUGUCGAAAGUUUCAAGACGCAGCGUCUGAGAAGUUUAAUCAGAAAAUGCGAAUAGACAAGUUUUUACUCCUGCAAGGUUACGACAGGUAUAUCGAAGAAGCCAGAGAGUCUUACCAGCAGUACCGAGACAAAAUGCAGGCUCUGAUGAGUUUGUACGGCAUUGAAUCCGAGGCCGAAGUUUUCACUGGCUGCUUUCUGAAGCUUCGAAAUCGCUUGAGUAAAGAGAAAACAGAGAUUGCAGAAAUUGUUAGCUGCAUCCUCUUCGAGAUGCGGUCUGAAUUCCGAAACCAGUUCUUCCACGACUUCAAUGUGAAUGGUCAGCAUUUGUUGGACGAUGAGGAUAUUACGUAUGAGAUGCUUCUCAAAGCUUCAGCCUGGUAUAAUGUGGCCUACACGCAUGCUCAUGACCAGGCAAAUGAGUCAGAACUAGGUCCCCAGAAGCGUUUGCUCGGUUUUCCAUGGUUUGUUAAUGAUAUCAUGCUUGCUAUCAAAAACCGCAAACAACCGCAUCACGUCUCCCAGACCCUGAACGUUGAUACAACCGUAGGUGAGAGUUUAGCUAGACUGUUUAAUGAAGAAAAGACCUGGCUGCUUGAACAGUUUUUAGAAAGAGUAAGAACCAAAAACUCAAUUGCGCGGCAUCUAAAAGGCGUUCUACCACAGCAUUCGAUGAUUGUGACUGGUUCUUCAGCCUCUCUUCUAUUUCACGAGAAUUCAGACCUGGAUAUCUGCGUCUUACCACAGGGUACUCAGAAAUUGCAUGAUGUCCCCGUUACUUCACAGGAAAUGUAUCACACUCCACCAUUCCUCUCAAGCCUACUGGAAGAGUGUAGCAUGUCGCAACGGUCGUUUGAUCCAAUUGACUCAGAUGAAAAGCUUGCAGAUCCCUCUAAAGUGAAUGACAUCCCUGUUAAAGAUCAAGUGAAAUCAAUUGAGAGGCUGAUACCACACCUAAAAGAGACUCAGGUGCAAAAAGGCGAAGAGGGGGAUCCAAAAAAUCUAUUCCAUAAAGUUGGCGUUGUCGGCAAAAAGACGUUUCCGGUAAGGAUGCUAUUUCUAAUAUUAAAAUCAAACAUUCCGUAAGCAAGCAAUCUAAACACCCAGCCUAGCUGGUCACAGACACAGUCACCACAGUCACAAUGAGAUAAAUUCUGAAUAACCUUACCUCAGCCUUUCUGGAAUCAGAUGUUAAGAAUUAGAAGCUGGAUAAUGCUACCGAAUGGAUAAAUCACUAACAAGCAGAUACCGGAUUUAGCUUCCCUUAAUUGUCCCAUUUUGGCUAUUAAGGUUAUUAACAACGGGGCCUCAUGUCUCUUGGUAACGCCCUUAAGAAGAACAAAAUAUAUUUAAAUCGGUAAUCUUACUAGAGUUAAUUGAAUAAAUACCGCAAAAUCCUAGAUACCGACUUACUUUUUAUUUUUGUUUUUUUUAGGUCCUUGUUUGCAAGCAUCCCACUGGGAGGUUGUUAAAUGAAACCAAAUGCUCCCCCAAUCUUGUUUGCGAUUUGAUUGCUUCUCCAAGGUGUUUGCCAAUUGGAGUUCUUUUGUCAAGCUACAUAAAGUCCUUUCCUCAUCUCUUGCUGGUUCUCCGUGUCAUUCACCGAUGGUGUUAUGUGACAGGUCUGUCACGAAACAAAGCUGGUGCUGGGAACACCUCAAAUGUAAUGGGUUCCGUACUUCUAGUUCAGUGCAUGCGCAAGGGACAAAUUCAAAAUUUCAAUGAAGAUCACGUUACCUCAGAGGUACGUAAACUUGUACGAGGAGCGAUGACAGAAAGUGACAUGUACGUGGAAUGGGAAAAAGUAAUUCGCCUUCUUGGUGACGAUGCUGCCGGAAACGCAAAUAGCACACACCUGCCCACCCCCAAACUUGGUGAAAUGCUCAUGAGGUUUUUCAAAGCGCACAAGUCGUUUUUUGAAGAAGAGGUUCCAGAUCCUUUGGCGCGUAUCUUGCGCGCACAUAAAUUUGCAGAUUUGCUGGACAAGGAUCACCUGAACUUGGUGAAGGAACAUAUGCGCCGUGCUUCUCAGAUGUUAGCACUGUAUGGUGAUGUGCAAAUAAUGUUGGCCAUAAGUGGUUCUGAAGAUUACAACGUGAUUUACCUAUCACCUCUCCUUUCUUCCUUCUUCGCCGGUGUCGAGAAAAGUAAGGCUCUAGAAAUUACGAGGAAGACUGGGGCAAGGAGUGUCGUUAUUCGUCCCAAGCUCCCGCGAUCACGCAAUUCAGCUAUCUUGGAGGUGAAGGGAAGUGAACCUACGAUUCGCGCAGUGGAAGAAGAACUUGACAGAAUGGAAAAACAGGCAUCACGUAACCGUGUAUCACUGAUGAGCGGCUGUUUCGUGGAAAACGCUAGUGUUGUCUUGUAUGAAGGGAGUCGACACGAAAAUGAUCACGUCUCACUGACACCAUAUGAUGGGCCAUGUCAUCAGACGCAUGAUAACCUCGCACGUCAUGUAGCCUUGGUAACCAAUCCUACUUUCAACGAGUAUGCGCUUCGACGAUUCACAGAGAAAUUCUUUCAGCAACUUAAGGUAUGUCAACCUGUUACUCUUCCAUGUUUCCACAGAGCCCUGUUUAGUUCUCGUUAUAUUAUCUUACACAUCGAUGAAAAAUUGACUGAGGAUCUGUUUAUAGGAAACAUAACACGUGCUGAAACCGCCACCCUCUUAGCUCAAUUGGAUCAGCGUCGGUCUGCCGAGCAGAAGGCCGCUGGGUCAAGCCCCGGCCGGCCCAGCACUCAAAAAACUCUUUAAAUAACUGAGGAUAAAAGGCUGUCUUUGUAAAUACAUAUGCAAACGGUUAGACUUUCUAGUCUUCUCGGAUAAGGACGAUAAACCGUAAGCCCCGUCUCACAACCCUUGCACAUACAAAUUUUGUGGGACGUUAAAGAACCCACACACUGUUCGUAAAGAGUAGGGGGCGUAGUAGUUGUGGUGAUCUAUCUUUCAUGAGGGGAGGGACAGUUACGGGCCCGCAGUAAUUGGCGCCUGUCGUUCUUGCGUUGAACCCCGCUUGCCCAGAACUGGCAAAUUCAAGUAAAUAGUACACAAACAAAUAUACAAAUAAUUGCAGCUUACAAUCAUAAACCACCGAUAUCUACUGGAUUGUAAAUAGUAUUUUUUUUUUUUUACCCUCGGAACAUUUAAGAGUUCUUAAGAACUCGUUGAAACGUGUCCGUGCGUUCUAGAUCGAAUUGGAAUUUGGAAGUGUUGGUUAUUGAGGGGAGGGAAAAACCGGAGUACCCCGAGAAAAAUCUCUCAGAGCAAGAGAGCGAACCAACCACAAACUCAACCCACAUAUGCCAGGAUUCGAACCCGGGUCACAUUAGUGGGAGAAGAGUGCUCUCACUACUGCGCCACCCUUGCCCUUGAAAAUACUUUUAAUUUAUGGCAAAUGAGAAUUAUUAUUCAGCCACAUGGCCUGAAAUCGCGGACGCGGCGCCCGCGUAACGACGGCGCUUUCCUCAUAUUUUGGGGACAAACAUGGCGAUUUGGUUUACAAAGAAAUGUUUGGAGCGAAAAUUAUAUUUGAGAACAGAAAAAGUUCUCGCCUACCUAUAAAAUUUGCCGCCAUUGCAUCCACCAGUAGAAAGUGUCCGUAAUCAAACUGUAUGAAUCUUUCACGUUCGUUACUGUACUUUUUGAGGCUGAUUUUAGCUGUGACCUCGCUCUCUUAAUCCAUCGAUUUUACUUGAUACUUGGUAAAUACUUUCAAUCAGCGGCUUUUAUUUGGUACAAAAACUACGUAUUCUACCACUCGAUGUGCCCGUCACGCAAACUAAAAAUCAGUGGUUAAGAGCAUUAUCAAACGGCCCGAAUGUAAGACGCACGGAAUGCGAUGUCCGUGAUUUUGGUUUUCCAUGUUUUAUUUCAGGUAGUUGAAAGAGAUUUUGAUCCCAAGAUUCAUGGUCAUCUGGAGUUUGCUGUUCACUUUGGGCGAGUUUACAUGUUUAGUGUACCACAUGUAGUGCUGGAAGACGGUGAGCUCAUCUCCAUUGCCAUGCUCAGGACGAACAAAAGGAAGACUAUUAAGCCAUCCAGAGGGCGACAUGCGCUUCCUAGAGAAGUGUCCUUCGUCGACGAACUGCAGGAACGCGCCCGUAGAAGGAAACGACGAGCAAAACGCACUGUUGCGUGUGAAAGCAAUAGAAAAAAGCGUAAGCGCGGAAAUCCUUCGAGAAGUGCGUUUUACACUUCUGUUCAUUUCCCAGACAGGGUAAAGAAGUUUCUUCGCGAAAGUAAUUUUUUUCCCGACAACAAAAUGAUAGAGAAAUACACAGUGGACAUUUGUCCAAGUAGUGAAGAUACUGAAUUUUAUGUUCGACUUGACAGCAAUCUUGGUUUUAUCGACAUCAAGUUUCCAAAUCUUCGCUGGUGUAUGGUUGAUUUAAAACGAACCUGGAAAGCACGCCCAAAUCUUGACCUCAGGGAUGAUGCCCAAGCAGUUGCUGGCAUAAUGUACCCAGAAGGUCACGUGACCCAGUAUAACACUCGUGCAAAUGAUGACAUCAUCCUAGAUGGUUUGGAGACGGAUAUACGCUUUCUUUUGCACUCGCGUUACGAAAUGUCGCCGCAAGACACCCGGGAUACAAAGUAUGCGCAGUAUCAGGAUGUACUUAGAUGGAGAAGUCAAAUACAUUCUGGACGGCCUUUUGUCGUCAAAGAAGAUCAAUGGAAGGAUGUUCGACUAAUUCGUUUCAUCAAAUCAACAAAAUUCAAACGAGAUCCAGCAGCAAGGGGUUUUAUGUCGAACUUGACGGUUUAUCUUGAUGAAGUAACGGAAUACUCGAGACCAUCUUCUCAAGUAGAUGAUUUCCAGAAAGAGAUUACUCGAUGGGAAUUGUCUAUAGAAGCAGCACUUCCAGAAGAUCUAACCAAGAAAGAAACAGUCAAAAGGUUUUUGCAUGAACUCUGGGAAUAUUCGUUUUCCUUAUCUUCUUUUCUCUCGGCCUAAAACGAUAUUCCAAAAUUUUCAGUAAUUAUGUACGGCAACCCUAGAUUCUCAAAUUUCUAACUAUUUCGAGGUAUUCCCUUCUACUUUCGAAAUUCAACUGCAAUGUUCCCUUGGAGGAGCAAGGUUCUGGAGAAAUGGAGAACCUUGAAAUAACGGCUUUUAGGGAACUGAAGAACUGUUGAGCUUUUCUAGGAACAAAGGCCUUUUUCUUGGAAAACAUGAUAAUUAUCUGGGGAGCUCGAAGGGAAGAUAUUCCAAGUUCAUUAUUUUAGGGUAGUUUUCAAUGCUGCAGUAAAACAUGUCGGAAGUUAUGAAUCAGACGCUGAUAGGGUCCUGCAGGCAACAUGGUUCUGAGCCCCCUCCAACAAAUUUAUUUUGGGCCUAAGACCUGACUAUAGCUUUUAUUAGAAAGGGAAGUCAUUUAAAAAGGUUUUUGUGGAGAAGCGUAUUUCUUUUUGCGAAAACGAGGGUACAUAAAUUUAAUUUCCAACUGUAGUAAUUUCCUUUAGAAAUAUGAACAAUAACAAUUUGCUCGACGUUCAUAGAAGGAAGGCACAUUUUUUUUUCUCAGCAUUGUUAUUGUUAUUGUUGUUAUUAGAAUUUGUUAUUAGCGUUUAAUUUUAGUGUUAUCGAUUCAUCACAGUGAAAUUUCGUUGAAAAAAAAUACUGAAAAUAUCGUAUUUACCUGAUCAAACGCCGCAUUUGGAAGUAACCUUGGAAUUCGGUUUAUAUCAAUCCAUCAAAGUGCUUCCAAAAAUUGAAAAUUGUUGCCAUCCACCUUAAGGAACCUCCAGCUAGUUGUGUGUCAUUGCUUUGUGGAAAGCAUUUAAAUAAAUCAGUGACUCUGCUAUCCAUCCCAUCACCAGUUUAUUGACAACAAACAAGAUACAUUAGUGCAAAAUCAGUAAAGUAAAAUUUGAUCGCGGUAAAGUGCGAUAUUGUCGUCGCUUGAAGUAGCAAUUCACUGGGAAGGUACCCAUAGAGUGGCUUUCUUCUGCAAAAGGAUCGUUCCAUUCAUCCUAGGAUUUUACUUUCCAAAUUCGGUCAUUGUUUAGGCGUAACCAAGGAACCCUUCAACUUUCGGUUUGAUUCGAAAGUAGUGAAAAAAAAUUCGGUAGGUAUCAGAAUAUUUCACGUUUUCUCCUUUUAAAGGUUGACGAAAACGUGAAAUUCUUUGAAAAGAAAAACGAAAAUAGCGUAAUGCACUGCGUGACGCUAUCUGGACAUAACUGGGGACAUGUAGUUUAACUAACUGUUAUGUUGGUAGAUGUAUUCGUCGCCUUUGCAACUGAAAUAUUUCCCACAUGGAGCAAUAGCUCCUGUAGUUUGUUAAAGGUAAACACGAGUUAUCCAUCGGCAGUGUCUUCGUUUAAUUUUUACCACUCAGUGAGACGAACCUCUUCCCAACUCCACCCCACUUCUAGCGAAAGUUUGCCAUUUAAUAUUCCUUUAAAAAAUGCCAAAUGAAUCAAGGACCGGUCAAUGCUACUCUGACAGUGAGUAGCUGAACCACCGGUUUGCUAUCUUAUUAAAAUUACUUGUCGAGUGUACACUCCUAAUUGUAAAACAUAGAAGUUUCCUCAAGCUAAGUUUAAUUCAAGUUAGUGAAUAUUACAUACCUGGCUGGUAGAAGCGAGGAUAGUCACAACUAUCCACCGUAUUGUUUGCGUACAAGGAGGCGUAGUGAGGGAACCCUCGUAAGUGAAGUAACAUUCUAAACUCAAACUUUCUUCUCCUUUCUUCUUCUUCUUUUUAUUAUUAUCAUUGUUAUUAUUGUUUUUGCCACUGCCACCAUUGCCUUUACCACCAAUACCAUUGCCAUUAGCAUUGUCACCAUUAUUUUCACUUUCACCGUUGCCAUCAGUUACUUUGCCAUUUUUAUCGUUACCAUUAGUCAUGUUGCUAUCAUUACCAUUAUCUUUGCGCUGAUCAAUGGAGCGUUUUUUGGGAAUGAAAUCCAUUACGUAAAUUCCGUUAUCUUUUGUCACAGGAUAGGUGUUGUUAUCUUCUGUAAAAAUAAUAUGACGGUGAAUUGUACCUCAAAUUUCAGAGGUCACAAAGGAAUAUUUUGUCGACAAAUUCAAAAGAGGUUCGUGAAUUUUGGUAAGUAUGGUUGUUUUUACCUGGAGGCUGUCAAUUGAGUUCUCAAGGUGCAAAACGUUUAGGCUUUACGGAUUGUUCUAGGGUUGGAAAUAUAGCUAAUAACUGAGGUUCAAUAAUUGUCCCCAUCUCAUUGGCACUUUAACUGGCAGUUGAACAGAAGGUUAAUGUAAUGGUGGAUCAGAGAGAGACUUUUGUUAAUAGGUAAUCGCUGACAAUUUUCUUAUACCCUAAAGUAGUUGCUUAACCUACGAACCUAAGCUUUGAAGCCAUGCACGUAACGCGCAGCUCGUGUCUCACCGAUCAAGUGUUGAGGCAAGUGGCUACGUCAAGUAAAAUAAUCUUGUUUUUUAAAAAUUGGGAGACUCUCGUGGGAUAUAUGGCCACAAGUUGUGUUGCACGACUGUGCGUUCUAAGCUAUGUUAAACGUUGCCAACUAUGCCUUUUAUAGUAUCCUGCGCAGGAGUGGUUGCGUGCCGAGGACAAAGAACGGCUAUGAAGUAGACCAGCGGAGGAGGCUUUUAGUUAUUGGUCUCAUUUUUUAUUAGUAGCUUUGUUAGUGGUAGCUUGUGAUCUGAUUUUGUGAUAUUGCUUAGAAUUUAUACCUCCUCUUAAAUCUAACGAGAAUUAUAUUGUUAGCAGGAAGAGGGUCGGUGCAUCCUCCUACUAAGCUAUGUUAUUACGAUAAAAUAGUAGCUGCUUUUAGCUUUUCCCGUGUUCUUCGCUUUUAGUUUCUAUAAAACACCUGCCAUGGUUGAUAAUGUGUUGCAUCAGAUUUGCCAAAUUUCCAAAAAUGAUGUUUCCCUUGGAAUGUGCCCAUAAUAAUUAAAUAAUUUAGACUAUAUUAUUCUAUAUUAUUUAAUUGGAACC
Porites lobata is the source of this 15997-nucleotide messenger RNA. NCBI's taxonomy places the organism in Eukaryota, Metazoa, Cnidaria, Anthozoa, Scleractinia, Poritidae. The record is from the annotation of a GenBank genome assembly.